Messenger RNA from Biomphalaria glabrata, 6035 nucleotides. RefSeq lists its product as uncharacterized. Gene Ontology annotation, biological process: transmembrane transport; monocarboxylic acid transport. The record is from RefSeq and is a predicted model, not a curated record. The transcript has 12 exons. Lineage: Eukaryota; Metazoa; Mollusca; Gastropoda; Planorbidae. Gene Ontology annotation, molecular function: monocarboxylic acid transmembrane transporter activity. The coding region runs from base 801 to 2798 and encodes 665 amino acids.
GUAAGACAAAGAAGUAAAAAAUAGCGUGAACAACAAACUCUCUAAACAAGAUUGUGACAUAGUGUUUUUGUUCAAAAUAUUUUACUGGCAUUAUACCUAGCAUUUUUUAUUCUAAAUAAUACAAAGAAUGAGAUGUUCCUUCAGAGUUGACUACUUCCUAGUCCAAACCUCCCACAGGAUGACGGGGGAUGGGAGCGGGCAGAGUUUGAACCCAGGACCAUCAAUAAGUCUGAACGACAGUCCAGCGCACAAACUGCAUGACCAGAUAAAUGUACAGGAAGCACUUCACAUAGAAGUACGAAUCCACCAAAGAAACUUUAGCAAAUGCUGUGACCAAGGCUAAUAACUACAAAGAAGGAAUCAAUCUUAAACAAAAAAUGUCAAUGUGAUGAUUAGGGUAAUCUGUGCAAGUUCAUCAAUCUUGUUAGACAAGAUUCCUGUGCUUUCCAGUUUUAUGUUUUAAACAUUUGACAUAAUUCAUAUGCAUACUGGGCAUGAGAGAAUUUGGAUCUAAAUGACUUUUAGUCCCAUUUUGCUUUAGAAAACAUUUUUGUUACAGUGAAUCUUACAAAGUUUGUGGUUCUUGGGCUCCUUAAAACAAAAGAUUCAAAAGCAGUCACUAUUUACCAAAAUUAGCAGUCAACAGUCUGAAGUAUUACUAGCCUUCUUAUAGAUAGCACACAGAAACAGUUGAUGAGCCAUUUAUUUUGGGGUUUUCCUGGAUAUAACAUUUCAGAAAUGAACAAGUUGAGAAUAUUUUAUAAUGAAGUGGAAAAGAUGAACUGAAUACUCUAAAAAGAAUGACAAAGGCUGAAGUGUAUAUCCCUGAUGGAGGCUGGGGCUGGGUGAUAGUCACAUGCUCUUUCUUGAUCCAUAUGUUUGUGGUGGGAACCAUGUACGCUCUCAGUGUCAUCUAUGUGGCUUGGCUGGACUACUUCGACUCUGGAAAGGGGCUGACCAGCUGGAUAGUGUCAUUAGCUGUGGCUGUCAUGUUUGGAAUAGGUCCAGUUCCUGGUGCCUUGAGUAAGAGGUUCGGAAACCAGGCUGUGGUAAUUAUGGGAAGCAUUGUCAUGUGCAUUGGCUUUUUCAUCAGCUACUUUGCUGUGAACGUCUAUGUUUUAAUUGUUACUAUUGGCAUCAUUGCAGGUUUUGGUGCUGGGUGCUGUUACCUCCCUUCUGUUUCUAUGGUGGCCAUGUACUUCACAACAAAACGUUCAAUAGCCAUGGGGAUAGCUAGUUCAGGACUUGGUGCUGGCGCCUUUUUCAUGGCCCCCUUUAUAAACUGGAUUGUCGACUACUAUGGCUGGCGAGGCAGCAUGUUCAUCUUGGGGGGCAUUUCACUCAACAUGUGUGUGCUGGGCGCUUUGAUGCGUCCUCUGGAAAAGGCCCCGAGGUUUUAUGAUUGCCAUCUGAUAAAACACAAAGAGAUAAGUAUGAUCAAGGAAUCUCCUACUCUGUCCAGGAAAAGUUUUGAUGCAGGAGGAGAUUGUGCUAGGACUCUGGGAAAUUUGGAGAAGUAUGAGAAAAAAUGUGAAGAGGCCUGUCGGGAAGGGCAGAGUAAUGGCCUAAUCAGAACCUGCAGAGGCCCAAAUACUCACCUCUACUCUAUUCUUCCAGCUGUUGACCUUGAGAAAGGAUUCUCACCAACUUCAUUUAGCUUCACUGCCCAACCAGGUUUGUCAUCAGACAGAAACAAAUUGAUUCAGUCACCAUACCCACUAGAUACAUCUACACACACAAGAAGUUUGGAUCGUUUCGGGCGAAAAACUAAAUGUCCUACAACACUUGGCCAAAAAUCCAUAGACAUUGCUUACCAGCCAAAGCCAUACACAAAGCAGAAAGGUAGAAGCUUGGAGGCUCUAAGGUAUGUGGACCACACUGGGCUAGAGCCCAGUAAACAUUACACUAGCGAGCUGGAGCUCAGAUCUAGAAAAUAUCCCCCUACCAAAUACCAGCCUGAGAAUCAAACCCUUUCAUUGACUGAUUUUCAGAUUAUGCUCUCAGGGAGUCUAGGUAGUUUUGCAUUUUUAGACAGUGCUUUCAAAGCUAUAUCAGUGACAACUGAUAGUCGUAAACACAGUUUCAUUGUGCCUGCAACCAAAGGAUCUAUUAGUUUGUUGUCUAAUGGUGAAGAGCAAGUUAUAUGUUCUGAUGAAGCAGUACAAAAGCAGUCUUACUGUUCCAGUCUGUUUGCCUCCUUGGACACUUACAUUGAUUUGAUAUGUAGUCCAACAUUUCUCUUGUUUGGCAUAAGCAAUUUCCUGACCAACUUGUCUUUCUUUAUGCCUGUCUUGUACAUGGUGGAUAGAGCUAAGGACAGUGGGAUAGAAAAGAGUGAGGCAGCCAUGUUGAUCUCCCUAUACGGUGCUGGGAACAUCUUUGGGAAAGUCUUUUUUGGCUGGUUAGCAGAUAGGGAACUGGUCAACAGGCUGUUCUACUACAUCCUGGUUCUGACUGUAUGUGGGGUGUCCACGUGUAUCAGCCCAUUGUGUGGAGCCAGUCCAGUCUUGCACAGUAUAUAUGCCUUUGUCUUCGGUUGUUUUAUUGGGGCCUAUGCCACACUUGUCUCCAUAGUUACAGUAGACCUUAUGGGCCUGGCAGUUGUUGGAGAAGCUUUUGGCCUUCUUCUAAGUUUCAUGGGCAUUGCCACAGCAUUGGGCACACCUGUUGCAGGUUGGAUUUUUGAUUGGACGGGUAGCUACACAAUCUCAUUUGUUUUGCAUGGAAUUUUUAUAUUGGUCAGUGCCUUAAUGCUUAUACCACUUUUGGUGCUGAAAAGAAAUCAGACGAAAAAAUAACUGUGUGUGACUGUUUCAAGAAAAUAAUAGAAAAUUUGUUGUAACAGACACAUUUUUUUUCUCUCUCUUUUUUUUUUUUUUAACUAAAUAUGAACCUAGUGUCCUUGAUGAUGUAGAAAUUAGAAAAUUGGAAAGUUAGUGUCACACCUUCAAAUGUUAGUGAAGUUUUUUCUGUUGUUUCUUUCUUCAAAAUUAUUGUCUCUUGAACUGGUGAAUCCCAGUGUUAGUGUGGUAAUAUUUCUAUUCUUUGUGGUAUCGUGAAAUGAUCUGUGUGAAUAUUAAUCUUAAUUUGUAAAUAAUCGUUUAUAAUGCAGCUUUUUUUUUUGACAAUAGUUAAUAAACCAUCAUAGACGUUAAUUACUUUGGGCAGCAGAAUGUUAAGAUGUAAUUUUUUGUUCAAUUAGAGCUACAAAUAUCGGCAUAGCUGCAUUUUUUUUACAGUUAAAAACUAAAUUUUAGAAAGUAUUUGUAGGUUUUUUUCUUAGUAGUUGGUAGUAUACUUUUCUUUACAAUAUUAAAAUUGUAAAGAUUUAGUUAAACAUCUAUGAAAUUGUUAAAAUAGAAAAGGUGUAGAAUCGUUUAAACCAUGAGGAAGACUUUUUCUCAGGAACAACUACCAUGACAAAAAUGAAAUGUGUUUCUGCCUACUUAAUGUUAGUUAUGUCAGGAUUUCAUAUCAAUGUCUCCCCACCAAAUAUGAGGAUAAAUGAGUUUUUUGAGUAGAACAAAAAGAACAACUGUCUUGUUGACUUGAUCAACCUUAUUGUAAAACAUCAUAUAGACAGGCUUCUAUUACCAUUAUUUAUAUUAAUAUAGUUUGUCCAUCAUGAGUCGAUGAUGACCACUUUUGUCAUCCAAGGGGUUAAGGGCUUUGUGCCUCCUCAUGAGGCUGGUGAGACCUAUGUGCCAACUGGGAGACAGAAACACAUGACAGAGCAUCAUGGCGUAGCGCUGUGAAAACACGGGCAGGCAGAAGAAAAGCGCCACAGAAAAAAAGCAAGGCCAAUGACCAUUAUUAUAUAGACAGGCCCAUAUUAUUCAUAUUACUUUUCAGUUACAACCACAAAUUAAUUUUCUUAUAGAACAGACUAUUUUUGUGUAUAUUCAAUACCUUGCUUGCCAGUGUGUUGCACCUUUGUGUACUUUUAAUAGAGUGCUUAUAGUACAUGUUUACAUUUUUAUUAUUCCUGGAAUCAUUAGUUUUUAUUUUAAACCUUAGCUGUGAAUCCUGUACAUACAAUCUAUAAUUACAUAAUCUAUUUUGUACAAAAAUAUAAAGUGCCAUACAUUUUCAACUCAAAUGUAAACAAAAGAAUAUGAAAUGGAAAGAAAAGUUCAAGUCAAAGAGUUGAUCAAAGUUGAAGACUUUUCUUUCAAGAAAUUUUUUGGAUUUGGUUUCAAUCCAAGUCAAUUUUUCUUUUCUUUUUUUUUAUUCAUAUAUAAAAACAGUUGUCUCUUGCAACAUUGUUUUAUUUUCAUUUAAGUCAAUCUAUAUAUGCAAAACUUUAGACCAUGAGUGAACAAUUUUGUGUUAAGCUUGUAAAACAUGAUGGCCAAGUGGGCAAUUGACUUGUCUAUAUGACAGAAGGUUUAUAGCUUAAAUCCUGAUUGAAACUUUGAUUCUGACAAGCUGUUAAGAUAUCUUAUUGAAGUCCUCCCAGCUCCAAUAGACACACUUGACAUUGCUCAAAGAAGGCAAAGAGGACAAGUUAUUGUGCUGGCCAUAAAAAAUUAUUCUUGAGUCUCACUUGAAGCGUUACUUACACAUCGAUCAAGGAAACUAAGCUAAUAUCAGAAUUUACAAAGCAUUUUCUAGGCUCAUUAAACAAAUCUACAUUCUGUUGCGUAUAAACAUAUAAUAUAUGUACAAUCUCCAGUUGUGUGUUGGAUUUGUUAAAUACCUUUGUCAUUACCUCAAAGCCAGCCUUUCAAUAUCAUGGACUGUUUGUAUUCUUGUGAAUUUCGUUAUUCAUUUCAUUGUAGAAGUAAAUGUUUUUUUGCUGUAUUAUUGUUACACUUUUAUCAGGGAUUUUCAGUUUUCUCUCAUAGUGAAAUGCUGUUGGAGAUACACAUGGUCAGUACCUGAUUGAUUGUUGUGGUCAUGUGACUAAAUUUUUGUUUUCAUCUGACAAAAUGUUGUGGUUAUUUACUAAUUUGACUUUUUGAUUGAAUGCUGUGGUCAUCUCAAAUUAGAGAAUGAUCUAAUGUGGUACUUUCACAAAGUGUUCUGUCUGCCUUAUUAAUGUUUUCCUCUGACUUAAUAAGCUUACUGGUGAUUAGCUAUGAUGACUCCGAGUGCUGUGGUCAAGUAAUUGACAUUCAUUGUCAUUAAUCUAAAAAUGAUUGCUGUGGUUACCUAACUGUAUAUUGAGGUUAUCUCAAGAACCCCUGUGAUCCUCUUACUGAAACAAGAUUAAUCACAAAAACCUAAAGUGGUCAAUUGUGGUCAUAGGCUUGAAUGUGCCUCUAUGCCUUGGGCAUCUAGCAUAAUGAUAUCCAUGUGUAAAUACUGUGUUAAUAUGGCUAUGUAUUGUGGGUUUUCUUCUAUUCUGGAGGCAGCUUUGAUGUUUAAUUUCUGCCCAUUAUUUCCUAGGUAUGUAUUUAUAUCAAUUUUGUUGUGAGCUGGUUACAAGAAAGUAGAUUCCAUUCACUUUAAGUUUGCAAGUUAAUGGUAUAAACAUGCUUCAAGAAGUUAAUAGUGCACAAACAACAAAGGAAUAAAAUAUUUUUGUGUGGUGCAAUUGAUUUUUUUAAAUUAAUUUUUUUUACCUCCCCAUUUUAAAAGCUCCAAAUAUACACUUGCAGAAAUUGUUUGAAUUGUUCAUAUAUUCUUUUAGCUCAGAUUUGUUUUUUAAAUUGUAAGUUUCUAUUUUGUCUGCAAUUUAAGAUUGAUUGCUAUAAUUGAUCUACUUAAAAGUAUCAUAAGAGCUACCAUUCACAAACCUUAAUACACAGACGACCUACAAACAUAAAGACAGUUGAAGUAUAUGUCCUUCAUGUAGUUUUGUUUACUUAAAGUUGUCCAAUUUAAAUUUAAAAAAUAUAUAUAUUUUCUAACUUUAGUUACGAUCAAUGCAAUUUAUUGUGUUUUUAUCAUUUAUUUACUACUUUUGUUUGUGAAAUCUAUUUAAUGGCUGUGUCUUUCUUAUUUUACUUUAUUUUCAAAAGUUUACUUAGUGAUAGAAAAUUCUUGAUAAUAAUAAUAAAAAAAAAAAGUGUAAACAUUGUUUAGCAUGA